This is a messenger RNA of Centruroides sculpturatus (bark scorpion), 2005 nucleotides long. Its product is annotated as hydroxylysine kinase-like. The coding region runs from base 240 to 1019 and encodes 259 amino acids. Lineage: Eukaryota; Metazoa; Arthropoda; Arachnida; Scorpiones; Buthidae. The record is from RefSeq and is a predicted model, not a curated record. The transcript has 7 exons. Gene Ontology annotation, molecular function: amino acid kinase activity.
UAGACAUUCCAAGUCACGACGAAAAGUGACUAUUGUUAAUAGCCUUCGAUCGAAACCGAGGGCGGGCUUACGUUUACUUCCGGCAGAAGUGUAACCGGUCCGUUUUGACCUCGAGAAGAGAUUAUAGGCUACAAUUACGCCCUCAAUGCAUUUGGAUGACAGUUAUUUGAUUGAAAAGGACAACGAAAAAUUUAUUUAAAGUUUGCUUUUGAGGCGUCGACUCUCGUUAUCGUUGCUAGAUGAAUUUGGAAAGCGUCCAAAUCACGCGAUCGCCGGGACACUUCCUCGUAGAUACAGGAUCGGACAGAAACAUGGAUAAUAAAGAGUCUUCUGAAAAUCGAGUGAUCAAGGCUUUUGUUGAUGAAACUUUUGCGUCUUCCUUUGUGAAUGAUGUGUAUGGAAUAAGAGUAAAAAGAGUAAGGGAACUGAACGGUUUUGACGACAGGAAUUUCCAUAUUGAGGUGGAAGAUGACUUUGAAAAUCGCUAUUUAAAUUUCAUAUGCCAAAGUGGUUAUACAUUAAAAAUAAUAAAUAACUUAGAUAGCGAAAGCACUGACUUCAUAGAUGUAAUGGAUUCCAUAUUGUACUAUUGUCACGAACAAAAUCUCUGUGUUCCAUUACCAGUAAAAAAUAAAUUGGGUACGUUUUGGAGUAAGAAAUUAAUAGUGGAUAAAAAUAGUAGAGAAAAUGUUCAUGUGAUCCGUUUGUUGACAUAUUUACCGGGUACAACUGUCUCUAAUGUACCAUAUACUGCUUCGGUUUUAUAUCAAUGGGGGAAGUUGUUAGCAAAAUUUCAUCAAUCUGUUAACAACUAUCCUGAACAUUCAUUAAAAGAAAGAAAAACAUUAUGGAGUUUAACAAGUGUUCCAAAGAUACUAGAAUAUUUAUUUUGUAUUGAAAUAGAGGAAAGACGUUUCCUAAUAAAAAAUAUUGUUAAUAUGUUUAUGGCUAUGGUGUUAAAUGAAGUUGGAAGUCUACCUUCAGGUAAGGUAUUUCUAUACAAUUUUAAAACAAAGUAAAGCUUUUCCGCGAUCAAUUUUGUGCGUGUUUAUGAAAAAUAGGAGCUAAACUUAUAAAUUGCAAAACUGCUCAAUUUAUAAUUUUAUAUUUCUUUCCCUUAUCCUGGAUUAUUAUUUGUCAAUUAAACAAGUGAUGUAAGUAACUUAAUGUAAAUCGAAUAUAAAAUAAUAUAACAGAGAUUGAUUAAAUUUCCGUAGUAAUGACCAUUUUAUAUUAUUUUUUCUGAAACGUCUUUUAUUCGACAACUAGUUGAUACUAUUUCUAAAAUGAUGGCAGAUGAAUGAUAAAAAAGGUAGGUUGUGAUAUUGUCCUUCCAACUCAAAAAUGUCACAUCACCUAACCUAAUUAUAAUUUUAUCUCUACGUUUUCGUAAUCAUUAAUACUUUUUGAAUACUACUUUCUAACAAUUGAUUAUUUACAUUCUGCUCUGCGUGUGUCUACAAAGCAAUUUUUAAUUUUUAUCCCGAAUUUAGUAGGCCCACUCUGAGUACAGCUGUGCGGUAAGGGAUGUGAUUUAACAUAUUCAUCAGCACACUCAUAAAAAUUUCUGAAACAAUCCAAAGAAGAAUCCGACUUUUUAAUCUUACAAAAUACUUAUAAUUACUUUUACUGCUUUGGAUGUUUUUCUUGCUUAUUUUAGAGAAGGAAAAGUGAGAUUUAGUCUCAUCAAAUGAUAGAGUUUGAAUGGUUUCCUACAGGAUGAUAAAUUUCACAUACUUCACAUCAAUCUCCUUCUCCCUGUCAGCGACUAGGUCACAGUAUAAAUAAGCUCUCCUUAUUAACGCUCGGAAGGCUGCCAUCUUAUACGGAUAUGGAUCCAUGGAUUGGGAUGGUAUAUAUAAUGGAGCGUGUGUAGGUUUAAUAUAAACACUUGUGGACAAAUGUCCUUUCAUAAACCGGAUAUUAAUGUCCAAGAAGUGCACAUUCAAGGAACUCUUUUGUUUUAAUCUCAAUUUAAGUCCAUCAUCGUUAUCAUUGAUUCUAC